This is a messenger RNA of Penicillium roqueforti, 1698 nucleotides long. Its product is annotated as copper fist DNA-binding domain-containing protein. NCBI's taxonomy places the organism in Eukaryota, Fungi, Ascomycota, Eurotiomycetes, Eurotiales, Aspergillaceae. Gene Ontology annotation, cellular component: nucleus. The record is from RefSeq and is a predicted model, not a curated record. Bases 1 to 1698 code for a protein of 565 amino acids. Gene Ontology annotation, biological process: positive regulation of transcription by RNA polymerase II; intracellular iron ion homeostasis; intracellular copper ion homeostasis. Gene Ontology annotation, molecular function: copper ion binding; DNA-binding transcription factor activity, RNA polymerase II-specific; RNA polymerase II cis-regulatory region sequence-specific DNA binding. The transcript has 3 exons.
AUGCCUCUCGACGAAGAAGGUGCCAAGUGGUCCUGUGAACCAUGCAUUCGAGGUCACCGAUCGUCAAAAUGCCAGCACUUCGAUAGACUCAUGAUGAAGGUCCCUAAAGCUGGCCGACCUCUUGCAAAAUGCCCCCACCCGAAGGGAACCUGCAGCUGCCAGAAGUCAUAUGCCGUGAUGGUCCGCAUUCCGAAAGGCUCAUCAUGUCUAUGUCGUCCGCUAUAUAAAGUUCCUAUGGAUACCAACGAGUCAACCCAGUCUCCCCCACCAUCUAUGGUUUCCACUUCGUCACCUGCGCCGGGCAAGGUCCAGAAGUCUGGAAGAAGACAAAGUACUAUGCAAGCAGCACCUGAAAACAUAGCUCGGGCGUUACAAAAUAUGCCAGACAAGGUUAAGCUCGAGGAUGGAACAUCGAACUUGACUUCAGACUUCUCUUCACAGGUCGGGUUAGAUGGUGCACACAUAUCUUCUACUACACAAAACCGAAGUACGCCAACGCCCACAGAAACUUCCAGGCAAGACUCGCAGUCUCCCCAAGUAUCAAGCUGCUGCUCUCAAAAACAAAAGCCAAAGGCACCAACCCCGACCCCAGCUCCUACUGCGGCUGCUGCUCCUGCUCAGAAUGGUGGAUCUUGCUGUGGAGGGUCUCGCCCUCCUACGACAAAUCAAGCUGUCUACCCAGAGGCCGACCAAUCGCAAUUUCAGCCGCCUAUUGCUUGGGACGAUCAGAGUUAUAUGCAAUUCCCAAUGCCUCAAAUGUCGCCCUGGCAGAAUUCCUCGAUACCCACGCACGAAGACUACAUGCAUUCCGCCAUGCAUCAAGUACAUCCCCAACACCCAAGCCUCCAUAAUGGGUACAUGGGAAUGGUGCUGCCACACUCUCAGCCCCAAAUUCCCCAGAUAGGGAUGUCACUCGGUGUGACUGCACCGCCGUCCAUGGCGUACUCCAACGAGAUGAACGGUCUUGGAAUUACGCAAGCCUCUAUGAGUCCAUACAUGCUCAACAACCUCGAGCCUUCCUACAACGCCCCACCAGGCGGCGACUCUUGUCAUGACUGUAGCUGUGGAGAAGAUUGUCAGUGUCUUGGCUGCGCUGCUCAUCCAUUCAAUACCACAACACGAAAACAUGUCCAAGAGAUGGGUGCCAUGAUCACCUCCAACGGAGAUGACAAGAACCCAGAAGUCAUCAACCCUUACCAAACCUCACCUUACCAGGGAGGCACCCCUUCGACCUCGUUCCCUUACUUCAUUCAAAGCACCCCUUCAAUGGACCAUGGCUUCCAGCCGAUUCCAUUUGAUAGCUACUCAGACCCAAACUCUACCUUAGCCAGCGGUUACUCCUCCCCUCUAUCCGCAAACCACCAUCUAAACCAGCAGUUAAUGCAUCCUUCGGAGUAUUACACCCUGGAAUACCCAGUCGGCCUACCAAGCGCCUGUUCUGACAUGACGGGGAGCUGCCAAUGCGGUAGCGACUGUAGCUGUGUCGGCUGUCUCACACACAGCGGCCACAACGGUCUUUCCCUGGAUAUCCCUAUCCCCGAGCACCCCAUUCCCGACACAGAGGACAAGCAAACUCAACACUCGCGCCAUGUUUCCCGCACAAGUUCCGCUACGUCUCGAUCUUCGCGGAUCCCGAUAUUAGACAAUGUGUCUGUGCCCUGCCUUAGUCCGCGCACUUUGGAGACUUCUAGGAUCUAG